AUGCAUCGGAAAUCAAUUGAGGCGCAAUCAACGCUCAAGGACGACUCCGGCGUCAGCGAUCAUGAGGAUUCGGCUGGCUCCAAGUCCGUUCACUCGGAUGAAUUGCGCUCGCAUUCGCGCGCGCUCAGCUCGUCGACGGAGUCCCUGAACGUGUUGCUCCAACAGCAGCCGCCGCCGCCGCCCGCCCAGCUUUAUGCCGUUGCCACGCCCAGCUACCAUCCGCUGCUGGAUGCGGCAAAUGCAGCAGGCGCUGGCGCCGCUGCCUCCAGCAAGGACUUCCACUUGAUAAUGAACACAGCCGUGGCAGCAGCUGCAGCAGCAGCCCAACACCAGCAACAGCAGCAGCAACAGCAACAUCAACAGCAGCAGCAGCAACAACAACAACAACAGCAGCAGCAGCAGCAACUGCAUGCGCAUCAUUUGUCGGCAGCAGCAGCUGCUGCAGCGCUCAUGGAGCACGAUCCGGAUGCGUUUAGAAACAAUUCGAUUGCCUGUCUGCGCGCCAAGGCGCAGGAGCAUCAGGCGCGGCUGCUCAACAACGGCGGACUCUUUCUGCAGGUGCGCAGCUUUGCCCAGGCUCAGGCGCAGGCGCAGUGUGAUAUGCUCAAGGAGCGCAGCAAUAGCAGCAGCAGCAACAACAACAACAACAACAGCAGCAGCAGCAGCGCCUAUCAAAUGCUGCAGCUGCAGCAAUCGGUGGCAACGGCUGUGGCGCCCAUCAAAAUGGAGCUAACGUCAGUGGGCGGCGGUGGCAGCCACGCCCACAGCGAUAACGUCUGACAUGCAGCAGCGACAGCAGCGUUGCCAGAUCACUUUCAACGGCACUUUUAGCUCCA
Molecule: messenger RNA, 836 nt
Organism: Drosophila arizonae
Lineage: Eukaryota; Metazoa; Arthropoda; Insecta; Diptera; Drosophilidae
Gene: Vsx2
Product: Visual system homeobox 2
Biological process (GO): regulation of transcription by RNA polymerase II
Cellular component (GO): nucleus
Molecular function (GO): DNA-binding transcription factor activity, RNA polymerase II-specific; sequence-specific double-stranded DNA binding
Source: RefSeq, a predicted model, not a curated record